Molecule: messenger RNA, 3236 nt
Organism: Urocitellus parryii (Arctic ground squirrel)
Lineage: Eukaryota; Metazoa; Chordata; Mammalia; Rodentia; Sciuridae
Gene: Nedd1
Product: NEDD1 gamma-tubulin ring complex targeting factor
Biological process (GO): microtubule nucleation; mitotic cell cycle
Cellular component (GO): cytoplasm; centrosome; ciliary basal body
Molecular function (GO): gamma-tubulin binding
Source: RefSeq, a predicted model, not a curated record
UAACAAGUCCAGGCGGGAGCCGGAAGCCGAGUGCUGAACGGGUUGCGCCUGGGCUCCCUGUUGUGCCGCUSCGGAGAGGCGCAGUCAUGCAAGAAAACCUCAGAUUUGCUUCAUCAGGAGAUGAUAUUAAAAUAUGGGAUGCAUCAUCCAUGACACUGGUGGAUAAAUUCAACCCACACACAUCACCACAUGGAAUCAGUUCAUUGUGUUGGAGCAGCAAUAAUAACUUUCUUGUAACAGCAUCUUCCAGUGGUGACAAAAUAGUUGUUUCAAGUUGCAAAUGUAAGCCUGUUCCRCUUUUGGAGCUUGCCGAAGGGCAAAAUCAGACAUGUGUUGAUUUAAAUUCCACAUCUAUGUAUUUGGUAAGCGGAGGCUUAAAUGGCACCGUUAAUAUUUGGGAUUUAAAAUCAAAAAGAGUUCAUCGGUCUCUCAAGGAUCAUAAAGAUGAAGUAACUUGUGUAACAUACAAUUGGAAUGAUUGCUACAUUGCUUCUGGAUCUCUUAGUGGUGAAAUUAUUUUGCAUAGUGUAACCACUAAUAUAUCUAGUACUCCUUUUGGCCAUGGUAGUAACCAGUCUGUUCGGCACUUGAAGUACUCCUUGUUCAAGAAAUCUCUACUGGGCAGUGUUUCAGAUAAUGGAGUAGUAACUCUCUGGGAUGUGAAUAGUCAGAGUUCAUAUCAUAACUUUGAUAGUACACAUAAAGCUCCAGCUUCAGGCAUCUGUUUUUCUCCUGUCAAUGAAUUGCUGUUUGUAACCAUAGGCUUGGAUAAAAGAAUCAUCCUCUAUGACACUUCAAGUAAGAAGGUAGUGAAAACUUUGGUAGCCGACACUCCUCUGACUGCAGUCGAUUUUAUGCCAGAUGGAGCCACUUUGGCUAUUGGAUCUUCCCGUGGRAAAAUAUAUCAAUAUGAUUUAAGGAUGUUGAAAUCACCAGUUAAAACCAUCAGUGCUCACAAGACAUCUGUGCAGUGUAUAGCAUUUCAGUACUCUACUGCUCUUACUAAGUCAAGUUUAAAUAAAAGCUGUUCAAAUAAGGUCACAGCAGCGAAUAAACGAGCCAUUAAUGUGAGCACCUUUGGUGGAGGAAUUCAGAAUUCUGGAAUUGUCAGAGAAGCAACUGCCACUUCCAUUGCCACAGUUCUCCCGCAACCCAUGACAACAGCUGUGGGGAAAGCAACAGUUGCUGUUCAGGACAAAGCAGGUUUUCCUCGAAGCAUAAAUACAGAUAUUUUAUCUAAGGAAACUGACAGUGGAAAAAGUCAAGAUUUCUCCAGCUUUGAUGAUACUGGGAAAAGUAGUUUAGGGGACAUGUUCUCACCUAUCAGAGAUGAUGGUGAAGUUAACAAGGGAGUUGAUGAGUCUGUAGGCAAAGGAGAUGGCUUUGACUUUCUACCACAACUGAACUCAGUGUUUCCUCCAAGAAAAAAUCCAGUAACUUUAAAUACUUCAGCAUUGAAUUCUAGUCCUCUUAAUGUCUUUAUGGGAUCUCCGGGGAAAGAAGAAAAUGAAAAUCAUGAUCUGAUAGCUGAGUCUAAGAAAGCAUUUCUAGGAAAACAGGAUCCUAAAGAUUCCUUCAAACAGUUUGCAAAGUUGAUCUCUUCUGGUACUGAAACUGGAAAUCUAAAUAAUUCUCCAUCGUCUAACCAAACAAGAAAUCUUGAGAAAUUUGAAAAGCCAGAGAAAGAAUUUGAAGCUCAGUUCAUAUAUGAACCACCAGUUAAUGGAUCUUCAACUCCAAAUCCAAAGAUAGCAUCCUCUGUCACUGCUGGAGUUGCCAGUUCACUCUCAGAGAAAAUAGUUGAUACUAUCGGAAACAAUCGACCAAAUGCACCAUUGACAUCUGUUCAAAUCCGUUUCAUUCAGAAUAUGAUACAGGAAACAUUGGAUGACUUUAGAGAAGCAUGCCAUAGGGACAUUGUGAAUUUGCAAGUGGAGAUGAUAAAACAGUUUCAUAUGCAGCUGAAUGAAAUGCACUCUUUGCUGGAAAGAUACUCAGUGAAUGAAGGUUUAGUGGCUGAAAUUGAAAGACUUCGAGAAGAAAACAAAAGACUACGGGCUCACUUUUAAAAUUUCACUGAAUAUGUUAAUGUUUAAUAAUUUGAGGAGUUUCUGGCAACACAGAACUUCAUAGAAUCAGUAUUGUUUUCUUGGUCUCUAGGGGAAGAAAAAAAUUUUUCAAGUUAAAGGGUGUUGGAAUUUUACACCAACCACUGUUUCAUGUUUUCUGUCACAAAUAUUUAUAUUUUUAUAUUUAAACUGUACAAUAUAUCAUUUGUGUAAUAGGAAAGUCAACAGGAUCUUUAUUCUGAAAACUUUAGCUAUACACUAAGUGCCCUUUUUCAUAGAAAAUUGUGCAUAAAAAUAGGUUAWGUUUUUAAUUACCUUUUUUAAACAUAUUUUUGAUUGACAAAUUGCCUUCCASAUUUUUUGGGGUAGUUUUAGAAGUUUGAUAUACCUUCUAUUUUUAUGGAGAAAAUGCCAUUGACUAAUAAAACACAGUUGGCUAGUAAUUAUUUUGUUAAUGACAUCAAGUAUGACUAUUAUUUAUUACUUGUAAAUGUGGUAAUUUUUUGAAAUUUUGAAUUGUACAGAUGCAUUUUAUCUUUUGCAUUUAUGUUAGUACUUCUGAUAACUUUGUACUUCUGGUUGAUAUUUUUUAACAUUGCCUAUGAGAAAAGUUUUAAGGGUGUAUGAGACUCAACAAGAACCAUAUAUGUGCCGAUUUUCUCAUGAAUUAUUAAUAUGCAAAAUUAUAAAAGUUUUAAUCACCAUUACUAAACUAGUGAAAAUUUCAUAUUAAAUACUAAAUAUUACAAUAUCAUUGCCAUCUUUUCCUCCCAAGAGAGAAGUGUGAAUUAUUUUGUUCUGCAGUUUGUAUCAUUAACUUUCUCUAAUUCUUUCUGUGAUAUGAAUAAUAUUUUUAUAUUAUUUGCUUUAUCAUAAAAUUAUUUAUAAAGGUUCAUUGUGAAAAGAAUUCACACCCCUUUGGCAGUAGUUGGACAUUUGCAUCUACCUGCCCUGAUCUCCAUUUUAGGUGUAAGAUGAGGAGGGCUACUUGUUCAUGUUCUUAUCUCUUGCCCAAAGAGUUACACUGUAUACCUUGAAUAUAGCUCUACUACUACAUUUUGACUUCUAAGAUAAAGAUACAUACUAAAAUUUUUWAAAAAUCUAGUUUAGCUUACUAACUUUAUUGUUUUCCAAAAUAAUGGGAAAUAAGUGUAAAUAUGCUAAUAA